AACACAGCUGGACACUUUUCUUUUCUCCAGCUCAGAGGCAGAUAUUUUCACUUCUCUACAUUUAUCUGACAGCUUCAGUUACAAAGUCAGACUUUUACACAUGAAGACUUUAUAAAAUCUGAAGUUUAGUUAGAAAUUAAACUCCAACAGUUUAGAAAGUUCAGCUGAUAGAAAUUUACCUGUAAACUAUUCUGAUGAUCCUUAAAGUCAUUUUUCAUGUGAGGAUUUGCUGCUUUUGAUUAUUUGAAUCAGUUUGAGGUUUAAGCUGCCAGAACAAACAGGGUGAAGGAGUCUCUCUGAGUCACUGCCACAACAUAUCUCUCUGUUUUCAGAAGGUUUCAAUCCAUUAAUGUGGAAAAUAAUCAGCUGAUUGAUCCAGAAUGGAAAGAAUCAGCAGCUGCAGCAGCAACAUCCUGCUUUACAUUCAUGAGGAGGAGGAAUAAUAUAAUAUAUAAUGGUAGGCAGGGCAGAAAUGUUAUCACGCUAAAAACAUUUCACAUCAAUUAUCAGGUUUACAGGCAGAUUUUUGCUCCUGACUGAAAACUGAAGAAACCAGAAGGUUCAACUUUUCUUCAUGGUCAGAACGGGACAAACACUUGAUGCCUGACAGAUCAGAUCUGAGGGAGAACAGUCAAAGAUAUUCUGAUAAAAUCUCUUUUCAACAAAUAUGAUUAGUUCAUCUUUUUUCAGGCCUCUUUUUCAACAAAAUAAAUAUUUUAAUAGAAAAAUUAAAAGCUAAUUUGUUUGUGACUCAAAUGAAUUAAAGCAAAUAUUUAUUGACGAUAUAUUGAACAUUUAUUAUAUUGAUAUUGCAAUAAUUAUCAGUACAACAGUCACAGAACAUGAAGUACUUUUAAUACUUUAAGUACCAUUUCCUGACUAUACUUGCAUACUUUUACUUCAGUAUCAUUUCAAUGCAGUUCUUUUACUUAAGUAAAGGAUGUGAAUACUUCAUCCGCCGCUGCGUACCAUCAUGUAAAGGGACAAUGUUUGUUUGAACUGUGAAACAUGAGUAAAUGUGCAGGGAUCUUGUUUGUGUAACGAGUUCAUCAAAGCAGAGCUGCUGCUGCAGGUGGUGGAGAACAGCAGGUGGUGGAGAACAGCUGCUGUCACACACCUGAGCACCACACCCAGCUGUAAACACAGGUACUGGAUCAGAGAGCGGAGGAGGGAUUUACUGGCUCUGCUGGUGUCCUGGCCAGCUGGGGAACGGAAAGAAGUACAUUUACUCAGAUGACUCAGCCUCCUCCACCUCCCGUCCCGAAGCCUCGAGCUCGCUACAUGAGGGACAGCGUGAGCUCCCUCUCCUCUUUGGACAGAGAGCUGAUUGGUGAAGAUGAACAUGCAGUGCUCUCUAAUGGAGUUCACCUGAGCACAGAUCAAGAUGCUCCUUCUCCUCCUCUCGGUGGAUCGGACCGUGGCAUCUACCCUACUCUGGCCAGCGUCACUGACCUCAUCGCCACCAAUAUCCCGUCAUUGGCUGGAUUUGCCACCUCUAUUUGUGGCUCCGCCCCCAUCCCCUCUGCCCCCUUGGCACCCCCCUCCAUAGACAGCAUGGCUAAUAACAUCGCUGCCCACAUACCUAGCUUAGCAGGAGCAGCUAGCAGCGUGGCUUACCCAGCUGCUGCGGAGUUAAUCUCCGCCUCCACCACCACACUCACACCUGCUUCUGGCACAGGUGCUGCUAGCUUAGACAGCAUCUUUAGCUCAUUAGCUAACAUACCCAGUUUAGCAGGCAUUGUUAGCAGUGUGGCUAACCCAGCCGUUAGCUCAGUGAUAACCCCGGCCAUCCCACCAGCCACGCUGCCCUCUGCUGAUAAACCCUGCCCCCCCUCAACGCCAAGGAUGGGAGACGCUAACACAGAUGUUGGAGCUUUGUCACAGCUGGUGAUGUCGACUUUAGACCAGGAUGAAGGAGUCACGUUACCUUCACUAGAUGAAGCUGCUGAGCCAGCAGAGGAAGGUACUGAAGUUUUUAAACAGAGUCCUCACCCCAUCAGAAAGGAGACCCCUUACGUCACAGUGUUGGCCUGCUGGGCGAGCCAAGACGAGGCUGACACCGACUCAUCCAAUGAGGAGGAAGGUGUGGGAGUUAGCCCCGCCCCCUCUGGUGCCAAUGGACCAACGGAAGGAGAUCCUGCUUCUAACCCGUCUUUAAACACCAACAACCUCACGUCGAAUUCUUCAGGUCGCCUGGUCCCCACUCGGGCGGCACCGCCCCCUCCUCGUGCUGCUGACCAACCAACAAGGCCCCUGAAGCAGAAGAUCCCGAGAGCGGCCACCAUCCGAGUGUCCAGGAAAAAGCCGGUCAGCAGGGGUUCGAUUCGGCAGGGCGCCGUGGUCAGAUCCAGCUGGCUGGAUGUCUGGAAGGGCUUCAGACACAAUGUUUUAUGGGCGACAUUGGACGGACAGCUGAUGUCUCUGUGGAAAAAACGCACAGACCAGUUCAGUGAGUUGCUGUUUCAUGUCUCCAGCAUCACCAACGUGAAGAAAGGGGACAAACGCAGAUUCUCCAUUUACUUCAAGAAGAAACAUUAUGACUUCAUGGCUCAUAAUGAUGAGGUUCAUGAAGGCUGGGUCACGUCCCUGCUGGCGUCUCGAGGCCGGCCAAGCCCCGCACCCCCAGAGCUCCACGGACAAAUCACAAUGAAGGACACGCGGAGCCGCGCCUACGCCGCCGUUUGGGGUCACGACCUCUGGAUUUACCCCAACAAGGAGGGCUUCCAGCUGGGCAUCGCCUCCUUCUCCGUCCCCCUGAACGUGGCCUCAGUCAAGCCUAUAGGGAAACACUCGUUUUCCCUCAUCACGCCAUACAAGAGCUUCAACCUGUCUGUUGAUUCGUCAAAGGAUCUGUCCAUGUGGAUGGACAAACUGUCCUCGUAUAUCCUCAGCGCCCUGUCCUGCAGCCAGGUGAUGAUGCGUUUGUGGGAAAACCCCGACAACAAAGUGUGCGCCGACUGCGGCUCGGCCAAUCCUGAGUGGGCGUCGGUCAACCUGCUGCUGGUCAUCUGUCCGGCCUGUGCAGGUCAGCAUCGAGCUCUGGGGAUCAGGCUGUCGAAGGUCCGCAGUCUGACGAUGGACAACAAGAUCUGGACUGAACCACUCAUACAGCUGUUUGUUAACUACGGUAACAGCCUGGCCAAUCAGGUGUGGGCUCCAGCGGUGCCGGCGGCGGAGCGGCUGCGUCCAGAGUCGUCGGACAAGCAGAGGUCAAAGUUCAUCCAGGAUAAAUACAGCAGGGGGCGCUACAGACGAGUCCACGCUCUGACCUCCUCACCCUCUCAGAUGGAUCAGAGGCUGCGCCAGGUGGUCUUAGGAGACGACGUAGGAGAAACGAUGUCGCUGAUCUGCUCGGGAGCAAAGGUGUGUCAGUCAGACCCUCAGAGCCCCUCCCCCAUCAUGCUGGCUGAGAAGGCCGGUCAGGCUCUGCAGACCCAGCUGCUCCGGCUCAACGAGUACACAGAGUUCCCGCCUUACCAGCCACAGUCAGCCAAUAGGAGACCUGACCCCGCCCCCUCAGGUGAGGAAGAGGAGGAGCUUCAUGGAAAACUGGAAGAAGAUCGUUUUCUGUUCUCAUUGGAAAACGACUCGGCAGCGUGCGACGUCCUCGACCUGCGAGAAGUUCUGUCCGUCUUCAUUAAAGACGGACCAGCUCAUGAGUUUGAGAUGGUGACGCUGAGCGAUCAGCUGGCCUGUGCCGCUGACAACAACGAGGCACUGCUGGAUCACCUGGUCCACAUACUGAAGGUGAUUCUCCCACCUGGCGUGUCUUAUGCGGAGGUGUGCGGGGCUUCUGCUGUCAGUAAAGUGUGUGUCGUUGAAGUGGGCGGAGCCUCUACUCAGUCUGACUCCUGGUUGUUGCUGUGGGAGGACGGCAUCAGUGUUUACCCCGUCCACAGACAGACACGGCAGACUCUGAGGAUGGAACUGAGCAUGCUCAGUCACCACGAAAUGGAUCUAUCUGAAAACAUUAUCACCAUGGUGACUGCAGACAGGACCGUGUCGCUGCGUUUUGAGGAGCAGCACAGCUGUCAGUCGUGGUUUAACCACCUGCAGAAAGCCCUGACCAAUCAGAAAGCAGCUCCACAGCGUCAACGCCCAGCUCGCCUGUCUCUGUACCCUGUGAUGGAUGUGGGGUCGAGGGGUUCAGUUCCACCGGCCAUCGAACGCUGCAUCUCCCACAUCACAACCUACGGUCUGAAGGUGGACGGCGUGUACCGGCGCUGUGGCCUCGCUGUCAAAGUCAACAGAUUGGUGGAGGCUCUGAAGACGUCACCUAGAUCCGCCCCUCUGGAGAGUGAUGAGCAAGGUGUGUUGGACACUUGCUCCGCCCUCAAACAGUAUAUCCGCCAGCAGGAGAGUUUGAUCCCCGACAGAGACUCACAGCAGUGGCAGCAGGCUGCAGAGAUUUCAGGUGAACACUCCAGGUUUUCAGCCUACCGUCGGUUGCUACGGCAACUUCCUGACGACAACCGAGCAACGCUGAACGCACUGUUUGGACACUUUUACAUGGUCCAGGUGAUGUCUCAGGAUAACAGGAUGUCUGCUCAUAAUCUGGCUGUGGUCCUGGUCCCGACUCUGUUUCAGACUAUGAACCAGGAUAUGCUCCGACUCACUAAAGAGUUUAUCAUCCAUCACACACUUCUGUUCCUGACACCCAGUGAGGAGCAGGAGGAAGAGCAGAUCACUGUCUUCUGAGGAGGAGGAGGAGCAGAUGUUUGUGGCCUGUCUUGACUUCUUUUAACUUAACCUGAACUAACUUGCAUAACCAUGAUGACGAAGGUCCGGUACGCCUGGCGCUGGUACUCUCCCACGCUCAUAUCUGUGCUUUGGGAGUUAUUAUACAAAAUAUUCUGUGCAGGUUGGUUUGAGGAUGGAAGCUAGUGUUUUACAAAUGAUCAAACUUUUGCUACAGAUGUAAAUGAAAUAUUUGAUUGGUUGGAAUCUGUUGAUCACUUCAGGGUGUCCACACUGUUGUAGAAAAGGGUUUUAUUAUUAUCUCUUUUAUUAAAAUGUACAAACACAGGAGUUUAUAUUUUAUUAACACAGAAUCUGAGGAGAUGUCAGUCCAACUCCUCAUUUACUAUCAUGUAGACCACUUGCCAACUCAACUGUGUCAUUAAAUUAAAAGUCUGUUGUUCAUUUACUCAAA
Molecule: messenger RNA, 5152 nt
Organism: Micropterus salmoides (largemouth bass)
Lineage: Eukaryota; Metazoa; Chordata; Actinopteri; Centrarchiformes; Centrarchidae
Product: arf-GAP with Rho-GAP domain, ANK repeat and PH domain-containing protein 1
Exons: 26
Coding region: 1234-4698 (1154 amino acids)
Biological process (GO): signal transduction
Molecular function (GO): GTPase activator activity
Source: RefSeq, a predicted model, not a curated record